This is a messenger RNA of Eutrema salsugineum, 1125 nucleotides long. RefSeq lists its product as uncharacterized. NCBI's taxonomy places the organism in Eukaryota, Viridiplantae, Streptophyta, Magnoliopsida, Brassicales, Brassicaceae. The record is from RefSeq and is a predicted model, not a curated record. The transcript has 12 exons. The coding region runs from base 103 to 930 and encodes 275 amino acids.
CCGACAUUGAGCUAAGCUUGACGGUUUCUUACGCCGGCGAGCCAAAAUUUCAGACCUCGACGAAGAAGACAACUUUUUCUGACUUGUUAGGCUUUUUUAACCAUGGCUAUGCAAUCUGGUAUUGGGUUAUCGAAGAUUUUGGUUUUAGCUGGAGCAGGUUAUACUAGUACGAUUCUGGUCAAGAAUGGAAAAAUGGCGGAUAUUUUGGGAGAGCUACAGGCUAUUGUUAAGCGAUUUGAGAAAUCCGGAGAUCAUUCCGAUGACGAUUCUGAUGCCAUGACUACUCAGAUGCAACGUUUAGCAAUGGAGGUUCGGCAAUUGGCCUCGUCGCGGCAGAUAACUGUCGUCAAUGGAGCUCAGGGAGCUGACUUUACCCCAUUUAUAGUCCCGGCUGCCACAUUGGGAGCUAUAGGUUAUGGCUACAUGUGGUUCAAGGGGAUUUCAUUCUCUGACAUCAUGUGCAUAACAAAGAGGAACAUGGAAAAUGCAGUGGCGAAUUUGACAAAGCAUUUGGACACCGUUUCAGAAGCUAUCUCUAGUGCUAAGAAGCACUUGUCCGAGAAGCUUAAGAAGACGGACGAUAAGCUUGACUUGCAGAAGGAUCUCUUAAAGGGAGUCCGAAAUAAUGUGGGUUUGGCUCUUGAGGAUCUUGCUAACAUUGGAGAUGAUUUUGACGCAAUGCAUAGCAUGUUUGGUAAUAUGGGUGGAAAAUUAGAUAGUAUUGAGUACAAGCAGAAUAUUGCAAAUUUGGGUUUAAUGUAUCUAUGCGACUCUAUGGGUGGAGAAAAUCACAAGCUGCCGGAUAUUCUGAUGCAGGAGAAGCUUCGACUUUCUGGGAAGUCAAACACAUGUAUAGUACUUACAACCGAAGAAACAUCAAGCUCAGAGGGUUUGGAAGAAAGCGAUAAGCUAGAGCUACUUGAAGGCUGAUUCAGAUGGUACCAUAUAUCAUCAAAGUUUGAUGAUAUAACAGAUAUGUAGUAUAGGAUACUGAAAAUAGGAGUGAUUAUUAUGUAUUGGUGUUUAAAAUUCAUGUCCUUUGGGGGCAAGAAAGAAGAUUGAAAAACAAAAGAAUGUGCUUUUUUUUUUUCUCCCAAAAAAAUAAUGAAGCCUAAUAAAUUAUCC